AUGGAUGACACGGAGGGUUUUGCAACAAAAAUGAGUAAUGCUAAGUGGGGCCACAAUUCUCAGGGAGAUAAUAAGCAGCAAUGUGUGGACCAAUGGAUGGCCCCAUCCACCAAAGUCACGCGUAAUGGAUCCUAUGAAUCGCUCACUUACCCUCUUCAACAAGACAAACAAUACAACACAGCAAGCUAG
Sphenostylis stenocarpa is the source of this 189-nucleotide messenger RNA. Lineage: Eukaryota; Viridiplantae; Streptophyta; Magnoliopsida; Fabales; Fabaceae. The record is from the annotation of a GenBank genome assembly.